AUGGACUACUACCGGUGCUCGGACGAAGCGUUGCGUCGAGAACUUGACCGACGUCACUUUGCAACAUACGGCAAUCACGAUCUGCUGAGCGAACAGCUUCGAGCAGAUGAUGACGCGAAAGGCUCUGAGGCUACAACUGUGACAACAAGGUAUCCUUCAACAUGUGCGUCACGCGAGAUCAACCUCAUGCGGACAGCCGAGUUCGGCCAAACAGUACCGGCAACGCAGCUGGUGAACCAGAGGAUCAUAUACUGGAACUUGAACACCUUCUUUCCAGCACUCCAGCUCUUCUUCGAAUCCGGGUCAUCAUGUACGAUUGAUGGCGGUCGACUACCCGGCGCCGUCAUUGGCCUGGAUCCACAACUCCGGUUUCGCUUAACAGACUGCACGCACGAAGAGCAGGGUCGAUUCACCAAGUGCAUCGUACCGGACAAGUUUGCGCACUCGAGCGCCGGCAUAAAGAUUGUGGAAGCGACAGUCGCACAGCGGACUAGCGUCGCGGCGAAGUCCCGAGCAUCGAGUGGCUUGCUUUCGACAUCGGAGACUCAGCAUCUGGAUAUCAUGCAGGAGGCUCAUACUGUGGUUGGGCUGCGACUAAGUGGUAUGACCGACAUGGGUUAUGUCUGGGCCAAGACUGAAGCACCAUCAGCGCAGGCUGGAAAUCGUAAAUGGGGAGACGUGAGACUCGCUGGUCUCAGGAACGACACCCCAGCGUCCUUUUUGGGGCUUCCAGCUGACUUGCCCAAGCCCGGUGGAGAGCUGAUGGUGGUAGAGAAGGGCACUAUGAUCAUGCUGCCAGCUGUGACUCCCAGUGGGCUCGAUAGGCUGGGAAGACCUUGGAUAUGA
Messenger RNA from Didymella exigua CBS 183.55, 846 nucleotides. RefSeq lists its product as uncharacterized. The coding region runs from base 1 to 846 and encodes 281 amino acids. The record is from RefSeq and is a predicted model, not a curated record. NCBI's taxonomy places the organism in Eukaryota, Fungi, Ascomycota, Dothideomycetes, Pleosporales, Didymellaceae. The transcript is spliced from 2 exons.